Molecule: messenger RNA, 1260 nt
Organism: Thalassophryne amazonica
Lineage: Eukaryota; Metazoa; Chordata; Actinopteri; Batrachoidiformes; Batrachoididae
Gene: mapre1b
Product: microtubule-associated protein, RP/EB family, member 1b
Exons: 7
Coding region: 177-953 (258 amino acids)
Biological process (GO): regulation of microtubule polymerization or depolymerization; spindle assembly; protein localization to microtubule plus-end
Cellular component (GO): microtubule plus-end; spindle midzone; cytoplasmic microtubule
Molecular function (GO): microtubule plus-end binding
Source: RefSeq, a predicted model, not a curated record
CUACUUCCGCUGCCGGUAGAGUGAACGUGAACUGCCAAAAAGGAGAAGAGGGGUGUUAAAGCAGAAGUGGCAGAAAACUAAAAGACUGUGCCUUUAGUACUAUAGAGUUGCAGCCAAAAAUAAUAAAUUAUCGCGUCAAAGAACUUUGAAAGUCCUUCGACUCAAGGUGACCGACAAUGGCUGUGAACGUGUACUCAACCUCAGUGACCAGUGACAAUUUAAGUCGUCAAGACCUGCUGGCCUGGAUCAACGAAUCUCUGCAGAUGAACCUCACCAAGAUAGAAAUGUUGUGUUCAGGUGCUGCUUACUGCCAGUUCAUGGACAUGCUGUUCCCCAACUCUGUGCCUCUGAAGAAAGUGAAAUUUGCUGCCAAGUUGGAGCAUGAGUACAUCCAGAACUUCAAGCUCCUGCAGUUUGCCUUCAAAAAGAUGGGCGUCGAUAAAAUCAUUCCAGUAGACAAACUGGUAAAGGGAAAAUUCCAGGACAACUUUGAGUUCAUCCAGUGGUUUAAGAAGUUCUUUGAUGCCAACUAUGAUGGGAGGGACUAUGAUCCAGUGGAGGCGAGGCAAGGCCAAGAAACCACGCUCUCACCCAACCCAUCUAUGUCAGCCCUCAACAAACCACCUAAGAAGGCCCUCAGCCAAGGUACACAGAGGCCACCUGUUGCCAAGGUAGCUCCCAAGAUGGCUCCCAGCGGUGCGAGGAAGGCUGGGAUGGGAGGGGCUAGCGACGAAAGGGCUGAGCUCCUGCAGGAGGUAGAGAUCCUGAAAACGACCAUUCAGGACAUGGAGAAGGAGAGGGACUUUUAUUUUGGAAAGCUGCGAAACAUUGAGCUGAUUUGCCAAGAGAAGGAGGGAGAAGGCGACCCCACACUGCAGAGGAUUGUUGACAUCCUCUACGCCACAGACGAGGGUUUUGUGAUACCAGAUGCUGAGGACCAGGAGGAGUUUUAAUCCUGAGAAGAUCAAACACCGUUCUCAUCGAUGUCCUCCCCUACAAACUGCCGCUCGGUCAACCCAGUUCUUCCGUGUUAUCUUACUCAAACAAUACCAGGUGGUCUUUUAAGGAACACCAACCCUGAUCUUCUUACAUCAGGCCAAAUUCAGCUCCCACACAGGUCCACUCCUGCUUUACUGAAAUGCGACCUUAUUCAUCAAGCUUUGAUCACUGCCUCUUCCUGCUUACACACAGCCCCACAUUUCCACUCUGACGUGUAGUUCAUCCCCCCCCACGUGCCAUGUUGUGUGCCGUUUGUGUUUG